UCUCUCUCUCACGCACGCCAAAGGACUGAUCUUUGUACCGCAAAAGGUCUACAAACCAUAAAAAUCGUAGCUUCUCGCCGGAAUGAUCCCUAAACAGACCACGCCGGAGUCAGACAGCCAGGCCCCGCCGCCACUGGCCCGUGUGGCGGCGGCCGCGGCCGCGCAGGAUGGGAUCCAGCCGUCCUCCCCGAACUUCUUCUUUUCCUCCGCUGCCGCCGCGAACCCUUCCUUCGGCUCCCACCGCCGGAUCGCCAUCGCUGUCGACCUCAGCGACGAGAGCGCCUACGCCGUGAAGUGGGCCGUCCAGAACUACCUUCGUCCCGGGGACGCCGUCAUACUCCUCCACGUCCGCCCCACGUCCGUCCUCUACGGCGCUGACUGGGGUUCCGUCGACCUCUCCGUCUCCGAAGAGGCUGCGGAGGAGGGCGCCGGCUCGGACGUGUCGCAGCAGAAGCUGGAGGAGGAUUUCGACGCCUUCACCGCCACCAAGGCGCAGGACCUUGCGCGGCCGCUUGUGGAGGCUCAGAUCCCUUUCAAGAUCCACAUCGUCAAGGACCACGACAUGAAGGAGCGGCUCUGCCUCGAGGUGGAGCGGCUCAGUCUCAGCGCCGUGAUCAUGGGCAGCAGGGGCUUCGGAGCCUCGAGGAGGACUGGCAAAGGGAGGCUCGGCAGCGUCAGCGACUACUGCGUCCACCACUGCGUGUGCCCCGUGGUGGUCGUCCGCGAUGAGGGGGCCGCAGCUGGAGCUGAUGCUGGUGUUGUUGCAAAGGGCGCUUGUCCGUCGAUGGCAAAGGGGUCGGCAGAGGGCGGAGAGCUUCACCCUGUCCCUGAAGAAGAUGAGUACCAUGAUGCCUACAUGGAGCAUAAAGACACUUGACAAGUAUUUGCUCUCGGGUCAUCUUGAAUCCAGGCCGUGUCGGACGGAGGCAUGGAACUGAGAUGGAGGGUGACUCCAGCACUUGAACCAAAUGCUGUUCUUUAUCGCACUUGUCAACUGCCUUGUAAGCUGGUAGAUUCUGAGCAUCCUUGAGUUCCUUGGUCAAAGUAGAUGUUCAUUUGACUUAUCUGUAAAAAGUAAAAAAAAGUUGAUGUUGUUGGGAUAUUGUCCUCCUUUUGGGGAUGCCUGUAUGAUCUGCAUGUUGUUAUGGUGUUUUCAGAAAAUAAAUGGUUGUUAGAUCA
Musa acuminata subsp. malaccensis (wild Malaysian banana) is the source of this 1179-nucleotide messenger RNA. RefSeq names its product universal stress protein PHOS32. Lineage: Eukaryota; Viridiplantae; Streptophyta; Magnoliopsida; Zingiberales; Musaceae. The record is from RefSeq and is a predicted model, not a curated record.